Messenger RNA from Mesorhabditis spiculigera, 501 nucleotides. The record is from the annotation of a GenBank genome assembly. NCBI's taxonomy places the organism in Eukaryota, Metazoa, Nematoda, Chromadorea, Rhabditida, Rhabditidae.
AUGGUCUUCUCCUCUAAACCGGCCGUCUAUACCGGCGAAGCAUUGGCCUGCGAACGUGUCAUCCGCGUGUCGUGCAGCAAGAUGUCCCAGGCCCGCAUUGAAAGGGGUGGCCCCCGGUUGGCACGCAACCUCCUCAUCCUCCAGACGCUGAAGUAUGCUCGCGAGGAGCAGAAACGCAUUGAGAUGGCUGCGCUGAAGACCAUCACCGAGAAUCUGAUCCAGCUUCUCGAUGAGGAUGAGCCGAUCCGGCCCCCGAUCGUCUUCACCGUCACCGACGAUCAUGAGGGUCUCUCGGUGUUCGACUCGGAUGCCCCCCUCGUUUUCGGCACCGAGGCCACUGAGGAAUGCCUCUACGAGGGCGACGAGGAACUGAUGGUCGUCAGCUCGCCAGCGCCUCUUUCGUCGGCGCUCGACGACGCUCUGUCGAAGAUCGGCAAGAUCACCGAGCGCAAGCGUCGUUCUGCCACCCCAAUCAAUGUCCGCCACGCCAUGGCCGCCCAC